AUGUCCCAGAACAAGCUGGUGGAGCGCUGCGAGCGGCUCCAGCUGCAGAGCGCGGCCAUCGCCCGGCACGUGGAUGAGGUGCUGCCUGCCAAAGACCAGGGAGUCCUGAGCGCGGCCAGCGCGGCGCGGGAGCUGGUGAUCCAGAGGCUGCUCCUCGUGGGGAAGGCCUGUGAGAACGAGGAGCAGCAGCUGCUGGAGAGGGUCCAUGCCGAGGAGGAGCGGGCGCACCAGAGCAUCCUCACCCAGCAGGUGCACUGGACAGAGGCUCUGCACAAGCUGGGUGCCCUCCGCACCUACCUGGUGGACAUGAUCACCAACCUGGAUGACCAGGGCCUGCUGCGUGCAGAACAAGAGAUCUUCGAGAGGACGGAGGUGGCAGAGGGAAUCUUGGAGCCACAGGAGUCCCUGAAGUUAAACUUUAAUCAGACCUGUGUUCAGAGUCCACUGCUGCAUCGCCUGUGGGCCUGUGCUGUGCUCUGCUGCCUCACAGGCUCACAGGAGAUUCACAUCGAUGAGAAAACCCUGAGCCCCCACCUCAGCCUGUCAGAAGACAAGAGAACCCUGACCUUCAGCCCCAAGAAAGCAAAGGUGGACUCGGACUGCCCCGAGCGGUUUGACCACUGGCCCAACGCUCUGGCCACUGCACCUUUCCACUCGGGGGUCUGUGCCUGGAAGGUCAGAGUGGAGCAGAGCUGUGCCUACAAGCUGGGGGUUUGCUACAGCUCCGUGCCCAGGAAGGGCUCUGCCAACGAAGGCCGCCUGGGCUUCAACGCUGCCUCCUGGGUGUUCUCACGCUACGACAAAGAAUUCCGGUUCCUGCACGCGGGGCAGCCCCAGCCCGUGGAGCUGAUCAAGGCCCCGGCAGAGAUCGGGGUCCUGCUGGACUUUGCAGGGGGGGAGCUGCUCUUCUACGACCCCGACUCCUGCGCCAUCCUUUUCUCCCACCACCAGGCCUUCCUGGAGCCCGUCUACCCCGUCUUUGCCGUGGCACACCAGAGCAUCUCGCUGGUGCUGUGAGCGGGGUGUGACUGUGCGUGCUCUGUGCAGUGCCUGGGGGCUGUGGCCUGUGUCCAGGGGCUGUCACACAACACCUGCCUUCACACUACA
This is a messenger RNA of Cyanistes caeruleus (blue tit), 1107 nucleotides long. The record is from RefSeq and is a predicted model, not a curated record. Lineage: Eukaryota; Metazoa; Chordata; Aves; Passeriformes; Paridae.